Messenger RNA from Plenodomus lingam JN3, 111 nucleotides. Lineage: Eukaryota; Fungi; Ascomycota; Dothideomycetes; Pleosporales; Leptosphaeriaceae. The record is from RefSeq and is a predicted model, not a curated record.
AUGGAUGAGAAAAACAUGUACAUUAGCUGCAUCAUGACGAAAAACAUCCCAACCAAGACAUCUAAGCAUCCAUAUGCGCAAAAAGGGUUCAGUACUAGUGCUGGCCAAUGA